Cherax quadricarinatus is the source of this 741-nucleotide messenger RNA. RefSeq names its product centromere protein V. The record is from RefSeq and is a predicted model, not a curated record. NCBI's taxonomy places the organism in Eukaryota, Metazoa, Arthropoda, Malacostraca, Decapoda, Parastacidae. Gene Ontology annotation, molecular function: carbon-sulfur lyase activity.
GUAUGUGAACACGUGACUAGUACUGGUAGCUGGCAGUAUACAAGACGGUCACACAGCUGCAACACCUCAGUCACUCUACCACCUCCAUCAGGCGACCAUUGUACUGCUUAUACUAUCAUUUUAACUUCUCUUUUAUUCACUUAGCUCGUUAAAGUGAGUGGAUAUGGAGCGUGCCAUGGUAAACCACCAAGGUGGGUGCCACUGUGGUGCUGUCAGGUUCCAGGUGGUGGCACCUUCACACAUCAAAGUCAUUGAGUGCAACUGUAGCAUCUGCGUGAAGAAGCAGAACAAGCAUUUUGUUGUUCCAUCCACCAACUUCAAGUUACUGAAGGGUCACGACUCCCUCACCACGUACACUUUCAACACUCACACAGCCAAGCAUACCUUCUGCACCGUCUGCGGUGUCCAGCCUUUUUACAUCCCUAGAUCCAACCAAGAUGGCUAUGGCAUCGCGCCCCACUGCUUGGAUGAAGGCACUGUUAAGAAGAUAACACUUGAAAAAUUUGAUGGAAAGGACUGGGAACAGGACAUCAAGAAAAAGUCCCAUAUAGUCAAUUACUCAAAAUAAAGAAAUAAUACACUGAUAUAAUUUUUAAAUUUUCAGUUUGGUUCUGUUUAUAUAUGUAUAUGGAUAAACAUACAUACUAAGGUUCGUGACCCUGUCCAUUCUCCUGUUUAAUCACUGACAGUUGUUUAUAUUGUAUAAUUUUCAAGCGAAUGAUAAUAAAGAUUUAGGAAGCA